Perca flavescens (yellow perch) is the source of this 1215-nucleotide messenger RNA. It is a transcript of the gene usp21, whose product is annotated as ubiquitin specific peptidase 21. The transcript is spliced from 11 exons. The coding region runs from base 1 to 1215 and encodes 404 amino acids. The record is from RefSeq and is a predicted model, not a curated record. Gene Ontology annotation, biological process: protein deubiquitination. NCBI's taxonomy places the organism in Eukaryota, Metazoa, Chordata, Actinopteri, Perciformes, Percidae. Gene Ontology annotation, molecular function: cysteine-type deubiquitinase activity.
AUGCCCGGAGCCAGUGGCGUCAACGUUGAGGGCUCUUGUGAGGCCCUGUGCCGAACCCUGGUCUCCCAGAACGGACUCCAGAGAGAGACAGCCGACAUCUCCCAGUCUGUCCUCUACACCUCACUGAUGGGCCUGCUUCUGGUUGCUGACAACGAGAAACAGCAGCUCACCAUAGGAAGUGGAAGGGUUGGCCUUAGAAACAUAGGAAACACAUGUUUCCUAAACGCAGUAGUCCAAUGUUUGUCUCACACACGUGGCCUACGGGACUACAGCCUCCUCAUGUCCUACAGGGAUGAGAAGUUUUCCAAAGAGGAGGCUAAGCUCAUGGAAGCUUUCUCUCAGGUGCUGUCAGGCCUUUGGGACGUAAAUGAAGGGGACACAGUUGUAAAUCCACGACAGUUUUACAAUAUAUUUAAAGAAGCAGUGCCUUACUUCAGUGGAUACAGUCAACAGGAUGCGCAGGAGUUCCUCAGGUUCCUAUUGGACAAGCUGCACACAGAAAUCAACCGCAGACCCUACGUUCGACGAACAGGGAAGGAGCCCGUACAAAAAUUUGCCAGAUUUCGGAUUUCAGAAGAGGCAGCUGCCAUGUGGAAGAAGCACUUAGAGAGAGAUGACAGCAGAAUAGUAGACCUGUUCUCAGGCCAGCUGAGGAGCUCGCUGCAUUGCUCAGUGUGCUCCCACUACUCCAACACAUUUGAUGUGUUCUGCGAUCUGUCGCUGCCCAUCCCCAAGAGAAGCUCUGCUGGGCAGGUCACGCUGAGGGAGUGCCUGGAGCUCUUCUCUCAGGAGGAGAAACUGGACAAGGAGAAUUCACCAAUGUGCGAGAGGUGUAACAGGCAUACAGAGUGCACCAAGCGACUUUCCAUCCAGCGGUUUCCCCAGGUUAUUGUGAUCCAUCUGAACCGCUUUACAACGUCACGGUGGUCUAUCAGUAAAAGCACAGUGUAUGUGUCCUUCCCAAUCACUAACCUGGACCUGGGACGCUACGGGCCUGUCGACUGUGCCCCAGUUCUGUAUGAUUUAUAUGCAAUAUGUAACCACGCUGGGACGGUAAACAUGGGCCACUACACAGCCUGCUGUUCAGAUGAAAAUGGGUGGUGCUUCUACAAUGACUCCAGUGUGACUGCAGUCUCAGAGAACCAGCUUCAGACCAACCAAGCCUAUGUGCUGUUCUACCAGCGCAGCAACAGCACCACUGCCGUCAGGAAAUAG